AAAUGUUCCAUGCAUACGAUGAUAACGGCAGGCAACUCAAGGGAUGAAGUGAUAGACAUACGAGAGCGGACCAAUAGGUGGCCGCUGGCGUUUUACUCGGAUUUUUAUUAGUUUCUUGCAUUUGGGAAGGUUUCUAGGAGGAUCAUGGGUAGAAGGAUGGGAAACAAGUUCAGCUUUCUGGCUGCCGUCGGGCCCUUCACAGGGGGCGGUAUUCAGGACGAUGGCCUUUCUUUUCCGUCAAAUAUCUACUAUCAUCAAAUUCCCCUGUACGCGGUGGGAACUCCUUUGGGAUCUCGGAGCGCUUUCCAAGGAAGGAAGAUUUUCGGUUUUAUUUUUUCCGCUCACGUCCCGCCUUACGAGAACAAGAGCACCUAAUGAUGAAUGGAUCCGAUUUUACUGUUUUGAAAGAAGUUUCCAAGGAGAGAAAUACCUCCAUUUUCAAUAUCGGAGAGCCGACCGGAAGGCCAGCAGCAACAGUGGGCCAUCCUCUCCUGCGCGCCCGCUUACAACUCUCUGGACGAUGUUGCUCGAGGAUACAGCCCAAUCGAUUGAUUGUGGUCGAUGCCAUGCCAACGGACCAGCAUGGAACGAAGUGCAGCAGGAAUCGGAGAAGAGCGUCUAUCCACAUACGCCAAGGCAGACACGGAGCGAAGACAAGAGAGACAGAGACAGAGUCAAGAACAGAAGCGAGCAAAGAUAACCGAGGAGGAUGUAUUCGGUGAAGAAAUAUGCCUCACCUCAUCCACACUGCAAUCAAGUCACCCCAGGAGUGGACGAUGAUCACGUUCGCCAUCACGAAAAUGCAAACGAAUGCG
Messenger RNA from Dissoconium aciculare CBS 342.82, 815 nucleotides. RefSeq lists its product as uncharacterized. The coding region runs from base 221 to 700 and encodes 159 amino acids. The transcript has a single exon. The record is from RefSeq and is a predicted model, not a curated record. Lineage: Eukaryota; Fungi; Ascomycota; Dothideomycetes; Mycosphaerellales; Dissoconiaceae.